Geosmithia morbida is the source of this 3096-nucleotide messenger RNA. RefSeq names its product Glycosyltransferase family 28 N-terminal domain. Gene Ontology annotation, molecular function: hexosyltransferase activity; UDP-glycosyltransferase activity. Bases 1 to 3096 code for a protein of 1031 amino acids. Gene Ontology annotation, biological process: carbohydrate metabolic process. The record is from RefSeq and is a predicted model, not a curated record. NCBI's taxonomy places the organism in Eukaryota, Fungi, Ascomycota, Sordariomycetes, Hypocreales, Bionectriaceae. The transcript has a single exon.
AUGAGGAGGAGGAAGAAGGUCAGGGCAAGAUCCAGGCCUGGCAGUGGAGGCGGAGGCGGAGGCGGAAGCGGAAGCGGAAGCGGCGGCAGACCUGAACGCGAACCCGAGGCGGAUACGGACCGUGACGUGGCCCCCCAGCUACCCCCCAAGAACUCCCUUCUCGACGUGGUCGACACCGACGACCGGUACAGGCGGUUCCUGGUCGGCAACGAAAACUACCAGACCAAGGGCAGGAUCAAGAAGGACGGCCGGCUGCGCAUCACCGUCGACGAGACCCGCGGGACCGGCUACAUCGCCAAGGCGCUCGGGGCCGCAGUCAGCAGGAUGAAGCCGCCGCUGUCGCCGCCGGCGGUCUGCGGCGGGCCAGGGAAGAAGACGAGGCAGCAGCAGCAGCAGCAGCAGCAGCAGCAGCAGCUACAGUCUACGCCGGCCGAGUCCGGCUUCAAGAUGGAGGACCUGGACCCGCUGCCGCGCCUCAAUAUCGUCAUCAUGGUCAUCGGGUCGCGGGGCGACGUGCAGCCGUUCCUGAAGAUCGGCAAGAUGCUCAAGGAGGACUACGGCCACCGGGUGCGCAUAGCGACCCAUCCGACGUUCCGGGACUACGUCGAGCGCGACUCCGGGCUCGAGUUCUUCUCCGUCGGCGGCGACCCGUCAGAGCUGAUGGCCUUCAUGGUCAAGAACCCGGGCAUGAUACCGACGCUGGAGACGGUGCGGGCCGGCGACAUCGGCAAGCGCCGCGCCGCCAUGGCCGCCAUGUUCCAGGGCUUCUGGCGGGCCUGCGUCCAGGCCACCGACGACGAGGCCGACGCGCAGAACCUCAAGAUGCUGGGGGCCAAGGAGCCGUUCGUGGCCGACGCCAUCAUCGCCAACCCCCCCAGCUUCGCCCACGUCCACUGCGCCGAGGCGCUGGGCAUCCCGCUGCACCUCAUGUUCACCUUCCCCUACAGCCCCACCCAGGCCUUCCCCCAUCCGCUGGCUAGCAUCAAGCGUUCCAACGUCGACCCGGGCUACACAAACUUCAUAUCCUACCCCAUGGUCGAGAUGAUGGUCUGGCAGGGGCUCGGCGACCUCAUCAACGACUUCCGCGUCAAGACCCUCGCCCUCGACCCCGUCUCGACCCUGUGGGCCCCGGGCACCACCUACCGCCUCCGCGUGCCCUUCACCUACCUCUGGUCGCCCGGCCUGGUGCCGAAGCCCCGCGACUGGGGCGACAACAUCGACAUAUCCGGCUUCGUCUACCUCGACCUCGCCUCCACCUACAGGCCGCCUGCCGAGCUCGAGGCCUUCCUGGCCGACCGGUCCAAGCCCAUCGUCUACAUCGGCUUCGGCUCCAUCGUCGUCGACGACGCCGACAAGUUCACCGACAUGAUCUUCGAGGCCGUCCGCAAGGCCGGCGUGCGCGCCCUCGUCUCCAGGGGCUGGGGCGGCUUCGGCGGCGACGGCGGCACCCCCGGCGACGUGCUGAUGCUGGGCAACUCCCCGCACGACUGGCUCUUCCCCCGCGUCGACGCCUGCGUCAUCCACGGCGGCGCCGGCACCACGGCCAUCGCCCUCAAGACCGGACGCCCGACCAUGGUGGUGCCCUUCUUCGGCGACCAGCACUUCUGGGGCAACAUGGUCAGCAACGCCAAGGUCGGACCCGAGCCGGUCCACCACCGGAGCCUGACGGCCGACAAGCUCGCCGACGGCAUCGCCUACUGUCUCACCCGGGAGGCCCGCGACGCCGCCGCCAAGAUAGCCGAGGACAUCGCCCUCGAGGGCGACGGCGCCACCAACGCCGUCCUCUCCUUCCACCGCCACCUCAACCUGGCCGGCCCGGCCCCGUCGAUGCGCUGCUCCAUCCUCAAGGACCAGGUCGCCGCGUGGCAGGUCAGGGGCACCGACGUCAAGCUCAGCCCCCUGGCCGCCGACAUCCUCGUCGACACGGGCGUCACGUCCUGGAGGAAGCUGCGUCUCCUCCGGCACACCGAGUGGAACGACUUUGCCGGCCCGGGCGGUCCGUUCACCGCCGUGGCGGGGUCGCUGGGCCACACGGCCCGCACCGUCGGCCUCGUCGCACCCCUGAAGCUGGCCAAGUCGUCCAAGAAGUACAAGCGGCGGCUGGCGGAGAAGAGACGGAAGCGCCUGAGCGGCAGCACCAUCGCCACCACGACGGACGACCCCGCCACCGUCGCCGGCCACGUCAGGAAUAGCACGACCACCGCCAGCAGCGCCGGGAGCACAGCCGUCACCGCCACCACGACGACCACCGCAGCAGGAGCGGGAGCGGGAACGGGAGCGGGAGCGGGAGAAGUAGGAGAAGACAUAACUCUCGUCCCCACGUGGGACAUACACGGCGAAUUCAUAGGCGACGUGACCCUUGGCGUGGGGAAGACGGCAUCAGCCCUGGCCAUGGCGCCGGUCGACCUGUCCGUCGCGCUGGCGCAGGGCUUCCACAACGCGCCCCGCCUGUACGGGGACGACACGGUGCGUCGGCCCGUGCGCAUAACGGGCAUCCAGUCUGGCCUCGAGGCCGCCGGGAAGGAGUUUGUGUACGGCGUCUACGACGCCUUCUCCGGACUGGUGGUCCUGCCCUACCGGGGCGCGCGGGAUGACGGCCUGGUCGGCUUCACCAAGGGCGCCGGCAUGGGCUUCAUGGGCCUGAUGGUCAAGAACGUGGCCGCCGUGCUGGGGCCGCUGGGCUACACCCUCAAGGGGCUGGCCAAGCAGGUCGAGCGGUCGUCCACCAAGUCGCCCACGGCGCUCAUACGGAGGGCGCGCAUAGCCCAGGGCCAGCGCGCCACGCACGACCUGCCUCCCGACGAGAGGGAGGCCCUCGUCGAAGAGGUCGUCGCCGGCCGCUACGUCAUGAAGGCCCUGGGCGAGGCCAUCGCCGCCGACGCCCAGAAGCGAGGCAUAGCGGGUCGGUGGGACCGCUUCUUCGGCGACGUCGCCCCCCUCUUUGAGGAUGUCCAGGUCGCUCAGGGGGCCCUCGAUGCGCUGCGUAGGGGAGUGCCGCUCGAUGUCCUCGUCAGACGGCCGGCCGUGCGGUCGCAUCAUCGCAGCUCGGUCAGUUGGAGGGAUAGGUUGCGUGCUAGACCGUGCGAUGAUAAAUGA